Messenger RNA from Tribolium castaneum (red flour beetle), 914 nucleotides. RefSeq names its product NADH dehydrogenase (ubiquinone) 30 kDa subunit (gene ND-30). The record is from RefSeq and is a predicted model, not a curated record. Bases 101 to 874 code for a protein of 257 amino acids. Gene Ontology annotation, molecular function: NADH dehydrogenase (ubiquinone) activity. The transcript is spliced from 4 exons. Lineage: Eukaryota; Metazoa; Arthropoda; Insecta; Coleoptera; Tenebrionidae.
AAAAUUUACAAGGGCAAUGCUUCGCCAACAUAACGGGCUGAAAUGUCACUAGCGGUGUGAGGUUAGGGGUGUUAUUAGGUAACAAAUAAAUAAAAAUUUGAUGGCUUCCCUUUUGAGACAAUUCACAAGGACCUUGCGGUCACCCGUGGCCCGCAAUGGGGUCUGUGCCACCGCUAUCAGAUUCAAACAUUCGGAAGCAGCCCCUGCAGAAGAGACACGCCAUACGGUCAGAAAGCCGGACCUUUUGGCCCGCUCCCAGCUGAAAGACUUUGGAAAAUACUGCGCUGAAUGCCUUCCAAAGUACAUCCAGAAGGUGCAAAUCACUGCUGGCGACGAGCUCGAGCUGUUGAUAGUCCCCGAGGGGGUGCUCCCUGUGCUGCAGUUCCUCAAAGACCAUCACAAUGCCCAGUUUGCCAACAUAACGGAUAUCGCAGGCAUGGAUGUCCCGAGUCGCGAGUACCGCUUUGAGGUGAUUUACAACCUCCUGUCUUUGCGCUUCAACUCCCGGAUUAGAGUCAAGACGUACACUGACGAGUUGACGCCGCUUGACUCCGCCUGCGAUAUCUACAAGGGGGCCAACUGGUACGAGCGCGAGAUUUGGGACAUGUAUGGGGUGUUUUUCGCAAAUCACCCCGAUUUGAGGCGGAUUCUCACCGAUUACGGGUUCGAGGGGCAUCCGUUCAGGAAGGACUUCCCCUUGAGCGGCUAUGUCGAGGUGAGGUACGACGAUGAGAAAAAGCGCGUGGUGGUUGAACCGCUCGAGUUGGCUCAGGAGUUCAGGAAGUUUGAGCUGUCGGCCCCCUGGGAGCAGUUCCCCAACUUCAGGAAUGCGCCCCCCACUGCCGAGGAGGUUCCAGUAGAGGAGAAGAAGUGAUUAGGUAAAUGUUAAAUAAUAAAGUUGUGUUUUAUGCAAA